AUGAAAGAAAGGAAAAAAAGCUUCAAUCUCUCAUAUUACAAUUUACAUACCACAGAUGCACAUAUUGAUUUAUUUGAAUCGCAUAAGAAUUUAGAGGAAGAGAAGAAAAAUAAAAGCAGAACGUCAAACGACGAGCUCUCGUUUAAAGUCAUGGCAUUAAAAAUUGUAACGAGGCGCAUCGGGGAUUAUUUCCUCGAUUGUAAGCAAACAACACACAUUGAAGAUGACUAUAUCAGAUUAGGCCGCGAUGGCGAAUGUGCAACAUUUGCAAAAAUAAAACCCACGAGAGCGGCAUCAGCCUCUGCAGCAGCUCGCCCCAAACGGAACAACGUCUAA
Molecule: messenger RNA, 336 nt
Organism: Clunio marinus
Lineage: Eukaryota; Metazoa; Arthropoda; Insecta; Diptera; Chironomidae
Source: the annotation of a GenBank genome assembly